AUGCUCCCCAUCGUUCUCCUCAUCGCGUCGGGCCUCGUACUCGUCGCCGCGGCCGUCUCCACUCCCGGAUCAGCCGCAGCCUGCGAUGCGUUCACUUUGACCAAUGUCACGAACGUCGCCAUCGCCAGCGUCACGCAUUUCGACACCAACGCUACGGUGGACUUCACCAACCUCUUCUCCUCAAUCAACACUUCGGUCCUCCCCGCGUUCUGCCGCGUCGAGCUGGUGGUCACGACCAACGCCACGGCUGGCUCUUUUGCCAUCACGGAGGUCUGGCUCCCGGACGAGUGGAAUGGUCGCAUGCUGUCAUUCGGGAACGGCGGCGUGGCGGGCGGAGGCAAGCGGGCCGCUCCCCUGCUUCCACUCCAUGCUAAAUUUGUCCCUUCAGUGAAUGUCGCUGAUAUCGGAAAUAUCGCGGUACGCCAGGGCUUCGCGGGAAUGUCGACGAAUACUGGGCACAACAGUACUGAUUCCGAUGCCACGUGGGGGCUGCACAACGACAAUGCUCUUUUCGACUGGGGCUUCCGUGCGAUGCAUCUCAGCGUCAUCGCGGGCAAAGCGGUGAUCGAACAGUACUAUCAGGCUCCCGCGAACAAGUCUUAUUACCUCGGAUGCUCUACAGGUGGGCAAAAGGCCGUAGCACUCAAGGAAGUCCAAGAAUUUCCGGACGACUUUGACGGAGUCGUUUUGGGAUCGCCCGCCAACUGGCAGACUCAUUUGUCUGGCUGGGGUCCGCAUAUGAACCUGAAUGUGCAACCGUCAACGUCACCUAGAUUCAUGACAUUGGACCAGUGGAUCAACGUGAUCGCUCCGGAAGUCUUGAGGCAAUGCGAUUCCCUCGACGGGCUUGCGGAUGGUAUCAUAAACGACCCCCGGGCGUGCAGGUUUCGACCGGAAACACUGACAUGCCGCCUGGGGCAGAAUACUUCAACGUGCUUAACUGGUCCGCAAAUAUUUGCUCUACAUCGUGUAUACAGUGACUACGUCGAGACGGACCAAACGUACAUCUUCGGACCGUACUUCCCUGGAGGCGAGCUCGAGUAUGCCGUCAGUGGAUACAUGAGCAGCAAGCCGGAUUCCAUUUCCCUGUCCGCCAUCCAAAAUUUCGUUGUCAACACCACUGACUUCACGAUCGAAGACUACAACUUUGACAUCUUGAAGCUCAUCAUCGAGGUCAACGCCGGGCAAGCCGCCGCCAUCAAAACGAAUUUAACCGACUUCGCUGGGCCAACCCACAGUGGGAAGAUCAUCCAGUAUGUCGGCUGGGCCGACCAGCUUAUCAGUCCCGGGGCCUCGUUGCACUACUACGAGACCGUGCACACCUUCAUGACCGAGCACUCCAUGCUCGACAUCGACGACUUCUACCGCCUCUUCCCCGUCGCUGGCAUGACACACUGUGCGCUGAUCGACUUCGCGUGGGGUCAGGGCGGCGUGGGCGCGAACUCGUUUGGGCAGGCCCUCAACGGCAACGUGCCCGUCGCAGACGACGCGCAGCACAACAUCGUGAGCGCGAUCGUCCGCUGGGUCGAGGAGGGUGUGGCCCCGGAGAACUUCACCGCCGCGAAGUUCAACGACGACAGCUCGGCGAAGGGCGUCAACUUCACGCGCCCUGUCUGCAUGUAUCCUUCGAGCCUCGUGUUCCGUGGCGGCGACCCCGCCGACAUGGGUAGCUUUGAGUGUACGACGCUCGUGUGA
Epithele typhae is the source of this 1695-nucleotide messenger RNA. Its product is annotated as feruloyl esterase-like protein. The record is from RefSeq and is a predicted model, not a curated record. Lineage: Eukaryota; Fungi; Basidiomycota; Agaricomycetes; Polyporales; Epitheliaceae. The transcript is spliced from 11 exons. The coding region runs from base 1 to 1695 and encodes 564 amino acids.